CCGACCCGUAUGUGUGACAUCGGGUUAUCCGAAGUGUCCAAUGUGAGUAUGAACAACUUUUCUGAUGCAUUUUACAAUUGCAAAACCCUAAACAUUUCCCCAAUUUAAGAACCCUAACGAUUGAACAAAUUAGCCUUUUAAUGACGUCAGAUUCAAGCAAAGAAGAAGAAUCUGUCAGUCAAAACCCUAAUUCCGAUUCAAUCGAUGACUCACUGGACGCAAUUGAAAACCAACUAUCAUCAUUCGGAUUAAACCACCACACUUCAAUUGAUGAUAAUGAUAUUGAUGACGCAAUUGAUGAUCAAAAUCAGGAAUCUGUAGCUCAGAUCGCUAAUGGAUCAUGUUCAACCGAAAUUGAAAGUGCAUUUAGUAGUAGUAGCAGUGGCUAUGCUGGUGAGAUAGGUAGUAAUGAUGAUGAUGAUUCGGUGUUAUCGGAUUCUGGUCCGUCGCAGUGGGUUCCCGGUCAACGUGAUCUCGAUGAGGAUGAUGCUUCUUUAUCUUGGAGAAAAAGGAAGAAGCACUUUUUUGUUUUAAGUCACUCUGGAAAACCAAUAUUUUCCAGAUAUGGGGACGAGCACAAACUUGCAGGAUUUUCAGCAACUCUACAAGCCAUUAUUUCUUUUGUGGAAAAUGGGGGAGACCGAGUUAAAUUGGUCAUGGCAGGAAAACACCAGGUGGUUUUUCUUGUUAAAGAACCAAUCUAUUUAGUUUGCAUAAGCUGUACAGAAGAGCCUUAUGAGUCACUACGGGGCCAACUGGAACUUCUUUAUGGUCAGAUGAUUCUUAUUCUUACAAAGUCUGUAAAUAGAUGUUUUGAGAAGAACCCUAAGUUUGACAUGACACCAUUGCUUGGAGGAACAGAUAUUGUUUUUUCUUCUCUCUUCCACUCUUUCAGUUGGAACCCUGCAACUUUCCUUCAUGCAUACACUUGUCUUCCCCUUCCUUAUCCAAUAAGGCAAGCUGCUGGUGCUGUAUUGCAGGAUGUUAUCGAAUCAGGUGUCCUUUUUGCAAUGCUGAUGUGUAAAUACAAGGUUGUCAGUCUGGUAGGUGCUCAGAAAGUAUCACUUCAUCCUGAUGAUAUGCUGCUUCUUGCUAACUUUGUCAUGUCGUCUGAAUCCUUUAGGACAUCUGAAUCAUUCUCGCCUAUAUGUUUGCCAAGAUACAACCCCAUGGCCUUCCUACAUGCUUAUGUUCAUUAUUUUGACGUUGACACAUACCUAGUGUUGCUGACAUCGAGUUCGGAUGCCUUCUUUCAUCUAAAAGAUUGCCGGAUACUUAUUGAAAAUGUUCUUUUGAAGUCUAAUGUUCUAACUGAAGUUCAAAGAUCGUUGUUGGGAGGUGGCAUGCGUGUUGAGAAUGUGCCAGUCUACCCAUCAACUCGUUCCGAGUCAUUAUUUCCUUUGAAUGAGCCCAGACCAGCAGGAACAGUGUCUCAAGAGACAUUGCAUGAAUCAUACGUAGGUAUUGGUGGUCCGGCUGGACUUUGGCACUUUAUAUAUCGUAGUAUGCAUCUUAAUCAGUAUGUAUCUUCUGAGUUUUUGUCUCCUAUCAAUGGUCACCGGCAGCAGAAAAGAUUAUAUAGGGAAUAUCAGAAACUUUAUGCUUCCAUGCAUGAUAAAGGAAUUGGCCCCCACAAAACUCAGUUCAAAAGGGACGACAAUUAUGUUUUACUAUGCUGGAUCACACAAGAUUUUGAACUCUAUGCAGCAUUUGAUCCGCUUGCAGACAAGGCUCUGGCCAUAAGAAUAUGCAACCGCGUGUGCCAGUGGGUGAAAGAUGUGGAAAAUGAAAUCUUUUACAUGGGAGGAAGCCCUUUCGCAUGGUGAUCACAUUUGAUGUUAUGUCUACCCCACUUUUCUUCUUCAAUCAAAUCUUUCACUUGGUAUUUACUCUUUUGUAGUUGUUGAUUUUUAACAUGUCAAUUUUCUGUAUAAUUUAUAGGAUAGUCCAAUAUGCCUUGUGGUUAGCCAAAACUUACGAGUGUAUAAGUUGGUAUUAUAUACCUAGGGACAACAUGAAAUAUAAGCUGCUGUAUUCUGAAACUUCAUAUUGUUUUCUAGUUUUGACAUCAAAUCUAUGGGAACAUUAUAUUCGUUA
Messenger RNA from Erigeron canadensis, 2097 nucleotides. Its product is annotated as vacuolar fusion protein MON1 homolog. Lineage: Eukaryota; Viridiplantae; Streptophyta; Magnoliopsida; Asterales; Asteraceae. Gene Ontology annotation, biological process: vesicle-mediated transport; protein targeting to vacuole. The transcript has 14 exons. Bases 141 to 1826 code for a protein of 561 amino acids. The record is from RefSeq and is a predicted model, not a curated record.